UUCGGUUUGAAGAGACUACGCCAUAUUGAAUUCCCGUAGGAAUCUGCUAGCAGUUUUCCGCUAGCGGUGUGAAAAGGGCCACUUUAUCAAUGGUCCUAAUUCGGUUCGGCGUUUAGAAUUUCUCUUUAUUUUUGUAACCCAGUUCAUUAGAAAAUUUACUUCGGUCCGGGCAAUCGCGUAAUUUUAACUGGCACAUUGAUUUGCUUUUGCUUGGAAGAGGCUGCCUAAAGAGAAGUUGAAUGGAUCCGAGGGUAUCUUGGAUUCAGCCCGAACAGAAAGGACCUGCGAACGCCUUAUGGAUGCACGUUUGGGAGACUUCUCAGGGAGUAUUGACACAAUCCGGUCAACAUUACAAUCAGAACCAUAAUCUAUGCGUGAAUUCUCCGGCUUUGGAUGUUUUUAAAAAUGUUGCGACCGUAGCAUCAAGCAAAAGCAUUUGCAGCAGCAGUAACGCUGGUACUAGUUUAAACAGCAGCCAUCAUAGUACUGCGAACGGCACUAUUACUAACGGCACUGCAUUUUCUCCUCUUGGAAUAUCACUCUCGAAAGGAAACGUACCAAACUCUGUGACCCUGUCGAAAGCGGACGGCAACAGAGUAACGGCAGAUUCAGGAGAGGGGAAAAUGCCCCAGAAGACGAGAUCAGUCUCAUCUUCGUCUUCGCUAGAAUCUGGAACGGACAGCCCAUCUUCGAAUUGCUCUUUGGGGAGGACUAGUGGUGGAAAUGUAAUGGGAAACAUGAAUAAAAAUGCUGGAGGUGUCAAUCUGUUCUUUAGCUUUAGUGACAGCAUGCAUAAUAAUGUUAACCACCAGUACCAUAAUCGUCAUCUUCAGGAACAUCCACAGUACAAUUUUCAACAAAAUUGUGUGAAGAGUCAACCGAUUCAGCCCUCUGCACCCCUAAAUUACCACAAUCACCAUCCAAGCCGAAGGAAAAGUGACAAUAAGGCGAGCACCUAUGGGAUGAAUUACCUGCUUUCUAACUGCACUAAUGGCAAUUUUCUGAGCACGGGGACCCCUUGGAAGACGAGGAAAUACAACCCAGGUGUCAAUGGACUCCAUGAGGAGGUGGUGGACUUCUACAACUUCAUGUCUCCUCGUCCGGAGGAGGCGGCCAUGAGGAAGGAGGUGGUGAACAGGAUAGAGGCGGUCAUCAAAGAGCUGUGGCCCUCCGCUGAUGUGCAGAUAUUUGGCAGCUUUAGCACCGGGCUCUACCUCCCGACAAGCGACAUCGACCUGGUGGUGUUUGGGAGGUGGGACCGGCCCCCGUUGCAGGAGUUGGAGCAGGCCCUCCGCAGACACAAAGUGGCGGAUCCCCUGUCCAUCAAGGUUCUGGACAAGGCUACGGUGCCCAUCAUCAAGCUGACGGAUCAGGAGACGGAGGUGAAGGUGGAUAUCAGCUUCAACGUGGAGACCGGCGUCAAGGCCGCCCGCUUCAUCAAAGACUACGUGAAGAGCUACCCUGUUCUUCCCUACCUCAUCUUUGUGUUGAAGCAGUUCCUGCUUCAGAGGGACCUGAACGAGGUGUUCACUGGAGGCAUCAGCUCCUACAGCCUCAUCCUCAUGGUCAUCAGCUUCUUGCAGCUCCAUCCUCGCAUCGACGCCCGGAACCCCAACAUAAACCUGGGCAUCCUGCUGAUCGAGUUCUUCGAGCUGUACGGCCGCCAGUUCAACUACCUGAAGACGGGGAUCCGCAUCCGGAGCGGAGGGGCUUACAUGGCCAAGGAGGAGAUGAUGAAGGCCAUGACCAACGGGAACCGGCCCUCCAUGCUGUGUAUAGAGGACCCCCUGCUCCCAGGUAACGAUGUGGGCAGGAGUUCCUACGGGGCCAUGCAGGUGAAGCAGGUGUUCGACUACGCCUACAUCACCCUGAGCCACGCCGUGUCCCCCCUGGCGCGCUCCUACCCCAACAAGGACAUCGAAAGCACUUUGGGGAGGAUAAUCAAGGUGACACAGGAAGUGAUUGACUACAGGGAGUGGAUCAUCAAGAAGUGGGGGGGCAGGCACCAAGCACGGAUGGAGAGUAGGGGAGCCCUGCCCAAGGAGAGCGCGUCUGAGCGGGAGCCCGGGGGCGUGCUGGGCGGGGAGGAGCAGCAGAGAGACUCUGUGUCCCCCCCCAGCGUGGACUCCCCCAUGUCCCUGUCCAGCCCCCAGCAGCACUCCUCAGCCUCCUCCGUCUCCUCGCUGUCUGGGUCCGACAAUGACUCGGACUCGACACCGUGUCCGGUCCCUCCCCCGGCCCUGUCUCUGUUCCAGUGCCAGGCACUGGGCAUGGCCCUGCCCCCAGGCCUCACCAUGGCCACAGCCAAGCCUGGCAUGGGCACCCACCACCUCAUGAUACACCCUGGUUCACAGGCGCGUGUGUCCCUGCCCGGUGGCCUGGCGAUGCACCCCCUGCCUGGCAGACAGGUGUGUAUAGACACGGGGCCCCCUCCCUUCUACCUCAUGCCUCCCCCCGCCCCUGCCCCCUCCAGCCCCCAGACUCUGCCCAGCCCCCACCCCAGCCACGCACAAAAGAACGGCCCCAAGUUCCCCAUGAAGAGCUUCCACAACCCAGCGGUGAUCAGCAGCCCUGUCCUGGUGAACCGCGGCCACACCUACGCUCACACGCAGUACAACCGCAACUCGUGGCGUCGCAGGAAACGAGACAGCCUUCCCGUCAGCCUCAGCAGAUAGAUAGACAGACAGCACUCCUCCUCUUCCUCCUCCUCUCCACCCCUCGUGGACUGAGAGGUUCCAUUGACGUGACAACGCCCCCUGCUGUUCCUCCUGAACAAGAACGCCCCCAACCAGGGGAGUAAAACCAGACCAGCAGAGAACUCACCACUACGGCCUCGAACCCAUCUCUCUCUUUCUCUCUCUCUCUCGUCCUGCUUUCUUCUCGCUCUCUGCCUCGCCAUCUCUGCAUGUUUUUACAAAGCAACAGGCCUGAACGGCAGUGACUUGUGAACGCAGCCUUUACUUUUCGUAUUUUUGCGAUUUGUUCUGUGUUUUCAUUCACCAUUUGGGGUGGGUGUGGUGGUGGUGGGGGGGGGGGCAUAGUGGUGAUGUAAUUGCCAGGUUGGAGUGGCAAAGUUCAGUGUCUUGUGGGAAUACUAUAUUUCCGCUGUAUUAUGGGGUGACGUUGUCAGGGUGAUGGCAGCUUGUCCUUGACCCCUGCAGCUAAGCUGCCUGCUUUUCUACUUAGUUUAUCUCCCCCAGUGAACAAACAGUUUCUUAUUUGUGCAAUAAUGUUUCUUUUUUUUCUUCUUUCCUAAAGUUCAUGUUUAUUUAAUUGUAUGUAUGUGUAAAGGAUUUUGUUUUUAAUAUGGUCAUUUUAUUUUUGUAGAGUUUUUAAUUUCUUCAGAGUUUACAGAACCUUUACCCAGGCAGUGUGUGUGUGUGUGUGUGUGUGUGAGAUAAGAGCAGAAAGUUGUCUCUCUACCCCACAAAACCAUCUCCCUUAAUUCCUUUUCUAGGCAAUUCAAAUACAGUUGAAGUGCCCCUGGCAGAGUGAAGAGAAGCUGUUCUGUCACCAGUAAAGCUCUUGUGGCCCCACGAUGCGGCCUGGAUGACAACAGGCCCGUGCCUGUAGUCCCACGCCAGUCUCACCAGAGGGCGCUAUCGCUACAGUCCACUAUUGAGACUUGGCAGAACCCAACACCAAUUUGUGGUUUUAAUCAUGUGUGCCCGUGUCCUCUCUGCAUACUUGUGCGUUGAAUGGGUGGAAUGCAUGCUGCUGUUGCUGAGUGUGUGAGAACAGACGGGUCUUUUUUUAUUUUUUAUUUUUUCUGUCACUUUAAAUCUAUUUUAAGGUGUGGUCUAGGGAGGUUGAAUGAAGGGACAGCCAAACAGACCAGAACUCAGAGACCG
Messenger RNA from Osmerus eperlanus (European smelt), 3851 nucleotides. It is a transcript of the gene tent4a, whose product is annotated as terminal nucleotidyltransferase 4A. Gene Ontology annotation, molecular function: poly(A) RNA polymerase activity; mRNA binding. Lineage: Eukaryota; Metazoa; Chordata; Actinopteri; Osmeriformes; Osmeridae. The transcript is spliced from 13 exons. Bases 240 to 2675 code for a protein of 811 amino acids. Gene Ontology annotation, cellular component: nucleolus; TRAMP complex. Gene Ontology annotation, biological process: RNA 3'-end processing. The record is from RefSeq and is a predicted model, not a curated record.